This is a messenger RNA of Pieris macdunnoughi, 2034 nucleotides long. Lineage: Eukaryota; Metazoa; Arthropoda; Insecta; Lepidoptera; Pieridae. The record is from the annotation of a GenBank genome assembly.
AUGUCUGAUACCGAUUUAAAGUCAAUUGAAGCAAGAACUUUGGUAGCUGAAAAGGAAGCUCAGGCUAUACAGGAAGAACUCGAUAAACUUGUACGAGGGGAUCUCAACUAUACGUCUCACCCACAAAUUGUUAAAUUACUUUCUGAUAACGAGAAACUGAAACAUCGCUUGGCGAUUCUCGAAAAUGCAAUUAAAUCAGUAAGUGGAGUCGUGAAGGCUCCCAAAAAUCGACCAACGUUAAUUACUAAUAUUAAAUCGAUUGAAGGCACCAUAUGUGUCGUUGAUGAAUUGAAGAAAAUUUUUACCAUUGCGAUUGAGUCAGCUUAUCCCGAUUUAGAAGACCCGCCUGUUGUAAUCACUCUUUCUGGCAAUAAUCCUAAGUUUGGAGACUACCAAUGUAAUUCUGCUAUGCCAAUUUCACAAUUAUUAAAAGCUAAAAAUAUCCAAACUAAUCCUAGAGAGGUUGGAAAUAAUAUAUUGAUAAGAACACCUUCAUCACCACUUAUUCAAAAACUGGAAGUAGCUGGUGCAGGAUUCUUAAAUAUAUAUUUAAAUAAACUUUUUGUAGAACAUGUUCUGAAUAGCAUUCUUAGAUUUGGAGUGAAACCACCUCCUGUAAAGCGAAACAGGAUUGUUGUAGAUUUCUCUUCACCAAAUAUUGCUAAAGAAAUGCAUGUUGGUCACUUAAGAUCAACUAUUAUUGGGGACAGUAUAUGUCGUGUUUUAGAAUUCCUAAACCAUGAUGUCCUUCGUAUAAAUCAUCUUGGUGACUGGGGCACACAGUUUGGUAUGCUUAUUGCGCACUUACAAGACAAGUUCCCUGAUUAUAAAACUCACUCACCACCUAUAUCUGAUUUACAAGCAUUUUAUAAAGAAUCAAAGAAAAGGUUUGAUGAGGAUGAAGAUUUCAAAAAGAGGGCUUAUGCUUGUGUAGUUGAAUUACAAUCGGGACACCCAGAUUAUACUGCAGCAUGGAAACUUAUAUGUGAAGUAUCUCGGCAAGAAUUUCAAAAGGUUUAUGACAGGUUAGAUAUAAAAAUUAUAGACCGUGGUGAGUCAUUUUAUCAAAGCAGGAUGGAUACCGUAGUAAAAGAAUUGAAAGAGAAGGGUUUGCUGGAGGAAGAUGAAGGCAGGUUAAUUAUGUGGGGCAGCACUGAACAAACUGGAAUACCAUUAACGAUUGUAAAGUCUGAUGGGGGAUAUACUUAUGAUACUUCUGAUAUGGCAACAAUAAAGCAACGAGUCGAAGAAGAAAAUGGUGAGCGGCUCAUUUAUGUAACUGAUGUGGGUCAGUACACUCAUUUUGCCACCAUUGAAGCUUGUGCUAGACGGGCAGGUAUCCUAAAAGAUGGGCAGAAGAUUGAACAUGUUGGAUUUGGAGUAGUUUUGGGUGAAGACAAAAAGAAAUUUAAAACUAGAUCUGGUGAUACAAUAAAACUAAUUGACCUUAUGGAUGAAGGUUUAAAGAGAGCUCUUGAUAAACUGGUUGAAAAAGGCCGUGACAAGGUGCUUACUCCAGAAGAAUUAAAGCAAGCACAAGAAGCUGUAGCAUAUGGUUGUAUUAAAUAUGCAGAUCUUUCACACAACAGAAUAAAUGAUUAUAUCUUUUCUUUUGAUAAAAUGUUAGAUGACAAAGGAAACACUGCUGUCUAUUUAUUGUAUGCAUUGACUAGGAUUCAGUCAAUAUCAAGAACAGCUCAAGUUUCUUUUGAUACUUUGAUGACGGAAUUUGAAAAAUCUGGGAUAAAAUUAACUCAUGACGCUGAAUGGAAGCUGGGUAAAGUCCUCUUGCGGUUCCCAGAAGUGAUUUUGAAAGUAACAAAUGAUCUAUAUUUACAUAGCUUAUGUGAAUAUUUAUAUGAAAUAUCAUCAACAUUUACUGAAUUUUAUGAUAAGUGCUACUGUGUUGAGAAGGACAAAACUGGCAAUGUUAUCAAAAUUUUCUAUGAAAGGCUAAUGUUAUGCGAAGUAACUGCCCGUAUCAUGACUAAAUGUUUUGAAAUAUUGGGAAUUAAAACUGUUUCUAAAAUGUAG